CCUCCCGCACCAAAAACCCGCGACCCAAAUCCCGCAGCAUCUCCACGAAUCCUCCCAACCUCGACCACCAGAUCCGCCCCGACCUCGCGCAUGGCGCACCCGGCCGAGGACCGCCGCCUCCGCUCCCCGCAGCCGUCGGCGCGCUGCGACCACGAGCACCACAACCGCUUCCUCCGCCCCGGCGCGCUCGCCAGGCUCCGCGACUCCAAGAUCGUCGCGCGCUCCCUCCGCUCCGCCGCCUCCGCGCGCCUCCUCUCGCCCUCCUCGCCCGCCCCCUUGUCACCCACGCACGCCGCGGAGACCGGCGUGCCGCACUUCGUCGGGGGCGCGCGCGGCGGCAUGCGGUACCCGCUCCGGAAGAAGCUCGCCGCCGCCAGGGGCGUCGUGUUCCUGCCCCCGCCGCCCAUGUCGCCGGGCGCCAUGGAGGCCUUCCUCGGCGCCUUCGCCGCCGCGCCGUCCGAGCUCCUCGCCGCGCACUGAUAGGCCGCUGCGGGAUGCGUUCGGGGGCGGCGCAGUCGGAGCUGGAUGCUGCCUACUGAAGACCAACUAUUUGUGCCGCUCGGCUGCUGUCUAGGCUUCGUUAGAUCUGUGUAGAUGCUUCUUUCUUUUUUCCUUUCUUUUAGGAGCUGCAACUUUUUUUCAGAUGUAGGAAGUGCAACCUUGGGAGUAGAAAAUAUCUGUGUAAUCUUUUAUGUAAAAAAAACAAAGGUCUGUGGUCUUGACCUCUAAAUAAUCUUCUGUAAUGUAUGCAUCUUCAUCUCUAAAUAAUCUAAUGUAAUGUUUGGAUCUUCA
This is a messenger RNA of Triticum dicoccoides, 792 nucleotides long. RefSeq lists its product as uncharacterized. The transcript has a single exon. The coding region runs from base 91 to 480 and encodes 129 amino acids. NCBI's taxonomy places the organism in Eukaryota, Viridiplantae, Streptophyta, Magnoliopsida, Poales, Poaceae. The record is from RefSeq and is a predicted model, not a curated record.